GCUCCAGACAAACGCUUGCAGGAGGAUUGUGCGGAGGUAAUAAUCGUCACUGGAAGAAGGUUCGACCUUGGUUCAAAAUGGCAGAGGCAGGUGAUGGGUCUCUUACGGCUGUUCCACAGAACGUCUGUAAUUGGUCUCCUACUGGAGUUUUAGGUGACCAGGAUACAAGUACAACCAAAGACCAACCAACAGCAAGCAAAACCAGUUUGAUCAGUCAACCGAAAGCAAACACCAGUGAGAAACUGUACAUGUGUGGGGAGUGUGGGUACAGGGCAGCAUGGGAGUCUCACUUAUCCCAACAUAUGAGAACUCACACCGGUGAAAAACCAUUCAAGUGUGACCAAUGUGAUUAUUCUACUACCCAGAAGUCCAACUUGAACCAACAUCUAGCCAUGCACACUGGUGAUAAGCCCUACAUGUGUGGGGAGUGUGGGUACAGGACAUCAUGGAAAUCUGCCUUAUCCCAACACGUGAGAAGACACACAGGGGAAAAACCGUUCAAGUGUGAUCAGUGUGACUAUUCUACUGCACAAAAAUACAGUUUGGACCUACAUCUAAUCAAACAUACCGGUGAAAAACCCUACAUAUGUUGGGAGUGUGGAUACAGGACACCUCAGAAGUGUAACUUAUCCCAACACAUGAGAACACACAGAGGGGUAAACCAUUCAAGUGUGAUCAGUGUGACUAUUCUGCAGCACAUAAGUCCAUCUUAAUCCGACAUCUAGCCAUGCACACAGGUAACAAGCCCUACAAGUGUGGAGAGUGUGGGUACAGGACUGCUCAGAAAUAUGCAUUAUCCCAACACAUGAGAACUCAUACAGGUGACAAACCCUACAAGUGUGACCACUGUGACUAUUCUGCUGCAGUAAAAUCCACUUUGGAUCGACAUCUAGCCAUACACACAGGUGAUAAGCCCUACAUGUGUGGGGAGUGUGGGUACCGGACAGCUCAGAAAUAUGCCUUAUCCCAACACAUGAGAACUCAUACAGGUGACAAACCCUACAAGUGUGACCAGUGUGACUAUUCUGCUGCAGUAAAAUGCAGUUUGGACCUACAUCUAGCCAAACACACUGGUGACAAGCCCCACAUGUGUGGGGAGUGUGGGUACAGGACAACAAAGAAGUCUCAUUUAGCCGACCAUAUGAGAACGCAUACAGGAGAAAAACCCUACAAGUGUGACCAGUGUGACUAUUCUGCUGCACAUAAGUCCACCUUGAACCAACAUUUAGCCAGACACACUGGUGAAAAACCCUACAUGUGUGGGGAGUGUGGGUACAGAACAACUCGGAAGUCUCAGUUAUCCUGACAUAUGAGAACUCACACGGAAAAAACUAUAUGAAUGUGACCAGUGUGCCUAUUCCGAAGAACAGAAAUGCUAUUUGGAUUAUCGUUUUGCCAAAUACACUGUUGAUAAACACUACAUGUGUGGGAAGUGUGGGUGAAGGACAGCUUGGAAAUCUAUUAUAUCACU
Messenger RNA from Branchiostoma floridae (Florida lancelet), 1471 nucleotides. Its product is annotated as zinc finger protein 665-like. The transcript is spliced from 2 exons. NCBI's taxonomy places the organism in Eukaryota, Metazoa, Chordata, Leptocardii, Amphioxiformes, Branchiostomatidae. The coding region runs from base 728 to 1306 and encodes 192 amino acids. Gene Ontology annotation, cellular component: nucleus. Gene Ontology annotation, biological process: regulation of transcription by RNA polymerase II. Gene Ontology annotation, molecular function: DNA-binding transcription factor activity, RNA polymerase II-specific; RNA polymerase II transcription regulatory region sequence-specific DNA binding. The record is from RefSeq and is a predicted model, not a curated record.